UCCUGGUUUAUGACGAGCUUCCAGGCUGUGAUAGCAGUGCCUUUUAUGUUUUUUAUGCGGUCAAAUCCUGCGAUAUCUUCACUGGGCACUAUCCGUCCACGAACUAUUCGACUGCAAGGCUUUCUGGAACGCCUUGCUGAUGAUGAUGCGGUGUUGGUGACAACUGCCGUUCAGGAGAAGUAUAUUUGUACUUUUCCGCGAGAACGCACCACCUCGACGUCGAAUAAAUUGGAUUAUGACGGUCCGAAGGCAGAGGACUUGGUAAAGACGUUGUUCAGUCAAGGAUCCUGUACGUAUCGUGUCGAGACAUAUUGGACGUACGAGGUGUGUCACGGACGUAACAUCAGUCAGUAUCACGAGGAAAACGAAGGCAACUGGCGUGGUGCCCGACAGCUGUAUUAUUUGGGAUUCUAUUCGCCGGAAUCGGACCUAACCGAAUCUGAAGCGGUGCCGUUCGAUGAGCUGCACCCACCGAAACGGAAGAUUGACGAUCAGCUGCUACCGUAUUACCCGAUGAGGUAUACGCAGGGUACAAUCUGCGACAUCAACCAGAAACAUCGGACUGCGACCGUACUGUACUUCUGUUUCCCCCUGAGCAGGAGUCAGAUAUACUCGGUAAGCGAGGUAUCAUCCUGCGAUUACGAGGUUGUGAUCCUAUCAUACGUGUUAUGUCGUCAUCCAGCGUUCCAACCGGCCAGAGCCGCCGAAAGUCUCAUUUCCUGCUAUCCAUUGAACGGGUCGCCUCCAAGAUCGGUUCUGUUUGAUGCAUUCGAGCGUGACCUGCUGGCCGGAAAGUUACAGUCCGUCUCUGAGCCAAAGACUAUCGACAUCAAAGCGAAAGUCGCCGAUAAGUACAGCGCAUACUCUAUGAAAUCAACCGAACAAGAGGCAGUACAGCGACGGCGUAGUCGCGUUCUGGACGAAGCAAUGGUGAAAAGCGUACUUAACGGAAACGAAUGCUUUCAUGGUGGUUCCGGCUGGUGGAGUUACGAGUACUGUCUAAAUAAACGAGUCAUUCAAUACCACGAGGAGAAGGGCAUCAGGACGGCUCAGGUGCUACUGGGCGAGUGGCAUAUCCAAGAUCACUUGAAAUGGAUUGCUGAUAAACCUGGUAAACGGCCAAUCAUUUCAGGUGACCGAGUUCUGCAGGUAACGCAUUUCUACAGCAACGGUGAUAUCUGUGACCUCACCGGAAAGAGACGGGUUGUGGAAGUGCGUCUGCGUUGUUGGGACAAAGUCCUGAGGAACCCGGAUGCCGUCGCUAUUUUUUUGUUAGAGCCAAAAACUUGUGAAUACGUUAUCACGGUAGAAUCGCAAAUAUUUUGCGACUAUUUAUUAAAAACUGAUGACAAUGGAAUUAUUAAAAAAUCGAUGUGCGUUUUAACGCGCUUUUUUAGUUCAGAAGAUUGGCACAGUACUGCUUCUCAUUUUUUCUGGAGUAGAUGCACAUUAUGGCCUUUGUAG
This is a messenger RNA of Soboliphyme baturini, 1464 nucleotides long. Lineage: Eukaryota; Metazoa; Nematoda; Enoplea; Dioctophymatida; Soboliphymatidae. The record is from the annotation of a GenBank genome assembly.